Molecule: messenger RNA, 1724 nt
Organism: Anopheles nili
Lineage: Eukaryota; Metazoa; Arthropoda; Insecta; Diptera; Culicidae
Product: glycoprotein-N-acetylgalactosamine 3-beta-galactosyltransferase 1-like
Exons: 5
Coding region: 39-1277 (412 amino acids)
Cellular component (GO): membrane
Molecular function (GO): N-acetylgalactosaminide beta-1,3-galactosyltransferase activity
Source: RefSeq, a predicted model, not a curated record
GAUUGAGUUAUCAGAGGGCGUAAUUAUUACUGUUCGUAAUGAAGAUCCCCGAUCUAGGUCCACGUAAUGGAAACCAUACACGAACGUUCAUCACAUUGCUGUUCGGAACAGUCCUGGGUUUCAUGUUUUCCACGCUCAUCACCUCCUCGAAUGGACGACAACCGUGGAUUCCUGAUUACUCUCGUCAACGUGAACCACCAUCGAUCGUGAGUGAUCCACACACGGGAAAUGAUCUGCGAGAAGCCUCCGGACCGGAACAGGACGUUGGUCAACAUGCGGCUCAUGAGGAAGUGCAUGCUCACGAGAACGCAUCGCUCGCACAUCAACUUCAGCGGGACGUGCGUAUUCUGUGCUGGGUGAUGACCAAUCCGAGCAAUCACAAGAAGAAGGCAUUACAUGUGAAACGAACGUGGGCUGGCCGCUGCAACAAAGUACUUUUUAUGAGCUCUGUCGAAGAUCCGCUGAUAGACUCGGUUGCGUUGCCGGUAAGCGAGGGUCGUAACAAUUUGUGGGCUAAGACGAAAGAGGCGUUCAAGUACAUUUAUCAGCAUCACUUGGAUGACGCCGAUUGGUUCCUUAAGGCCGACGACGACACAUACGUGAUCGUGGAGAAUCUCCGUUACAUGUUGUACUCUUAUUCACCGAGUCAUCCCAUUUACUUCGGAUGCCGGUUUAAACCCUAUGUAAAGCAAGGCUACAUGUCUGGCGGUGCCGGAUACGUGCUCAGCAAGGAAGCGGUGAAACGUUUUGUGGAGGAUGCCAUACCGAAUCCGAUAUGCCGUCAGGACGGCGAUGGUGCCGAGGAUGUGGAAAUGGGAAAGUGUAUGGAAGCGGUUAAAGUACUCGCAGGUGAUUCGAGAGACUCGGUUGGACGAGGAAGAUUUUUCCCGUUUGUACCAGAGCACCAUCUCAUACCUAAUCAUGUAGAUAAGGACUUUUGGUACCUUCAGUACGCUUACUACAAACCAGAUGAGGGGCUGGACUGUUGCUCGGACAAUGCUAUCUCGUUCCACUACGUGUCGCCCAAUCAAAUGUACGUGCUUGAUUACUUGAUCUAUCAUCUGCGACCAUACGGCAUAGUUGCUCACUCGCAACCCCUACCAAAGAAGCUCAGUCUUGGUGAUAUUGUGCGGGUCGAUGAUCUAGGCAAGACCACCACGAAAAAGGCCUCUCAACACCAUCGGCAAAAUUCCUACAAGAGCCGCUACCAAAGGGUGGAUGAAAUGCUGCAGGACGUUACGGACUCUGAUACCAAAGCUAAUGAACCAAAUAACUAAUUAAUGCUAGUUGUAAAGCAAAGUACCAAAACAAAACAAAAACGAAAGGAUUCAUAGAAGAAGUAGAGUGAAGCUGUACCGAGGAGCGUACAUGUUGCAACACGGAAUGUGUUUCACACCCGUGCAAUGAUCGAUUGGUUUGAAUGUAUGAAUGCGUGAAUGUGUUACUUUUGAAUGAGGUAUCCUGGUUGGUAAGGUAAGUUCACUCGAAAAGAAUGUCAUUUAGGAUUAAAGAGUAGCAUGUAGCAUGAAGGAGAUCACUGGUUGCAAAUGGGAGCAGAUUUUUUUCACCCGUGAGCCCAUUUGACAGAUAAUAGUUUUUCUUCGUCCUUUAAGAACAUCUACUCCAGCUCUCGAUUUUAUUGCCGAAUCGUGCGAGACUGCCACUUCUAGAGGUGUAAAAUAUCGCUUGCAAGAGUUCUAAGUUCUAGAAUCGGGAAGAAUAAU